UCUUCUGAAACCAUGCAUGCCAAAAGCCAAGUUAACAUUCUUUGAUGGGAGUAUAAAACCCGCCAAAUUUCUCCUAGCAGGUAGCCUGUAGUACUUGAACACACGUGAAUAUUGUUUAUACCAACAAACAAGUUUCACCAUUCCAAGAAACAGCAUGAAUUGUAAGUGGUUUGCAUCUUUAGCCUUUUUAAUUCUUCUUGAAAGUUCCAAGAUUGAAAGUCAAGAUGUUCGGGUGAAGCUCUGUGGUCGCGAGUUUAUUCGGAUGGUGGUCACAUCGUGUGGAAGCUCUCGACUUAAACGGGACGCGCCUGAUUUUGGACCUCUUUACACAAAGCCCCAUAGAAGGCUUCAAAACUGGCUCAACAGAGAUCUCCUGGCAAACCAGAAAUGGGCCCAAACCAGUCAAGAGGAGCAGUGGAAAGAGUCUGAAUCCCCUGAAAGCGUGACAGAUCAUCCAGCCCCCCAGCAGCACAUGAGCCCACAAGCAGAAGUUCUGGUACACUCAACCGCUGCGCAGGAUCUCAGCAUGUCCUACAGAACCCGGCGUGAUGUUGGUCCAGCGGGCGUCUGCUGUACUUCGGGAUGCACUAUGAGUGAACUGAUUCAAUACUGCUAGGUGCGCAGUUUAUUCUUAGGACAAAUGUAGAGGGAUAUCCUCAGCACCAAAGGAUUUCUGUGAAUGUGGUAAAUUAUAGAUCAUUAAAAAUUCUAUCUAAGCACAAAUAUGAGAUGAAUGAGUGUGGUUUGACAGAGCAUUACGCUUUUGAUAUAAAGUACUGUCAUGCUGAAGUUUAAAUAUGUAUAAUCAGAUAUAUUUUUUUGCAUUUAUAGACUUAACAGGUAAAACUGAAAGGGGCCUUCGUGCAAUGAAUCUAAAGAGUCAAAAAAUGUUACUUUAUAAUCUUAGAAGAUUUUAGUUGGCAAUGACUUUAGCACAUACGAACUAAGUACUGUGAGAAUUGAAAAUAAAAUAGUGUAAGAUUUAUUAAAUAUUAAUCUACAGAGAUGCUGCCUUCGAAAAAAUGUAGAGCUGAUUUGAUGUUUGUGAAAUACAAUUAAACUUUUGUGCCCAAAAAUUAUAUGCCUGUGUUUAUUUG
Molecule: messenger RNA, 1097 nt
Organism: Misgurnus anguillicaudatus (oriental weatherfish)
Lineage: Eukaryota; Metazoa; Chordata; Actinopteri; Cypriniformes; Cobitidae
Gene: insl3
Product: insulin-like 3 (Leydig cell)
Biological process (GO): adenylate cyclase-inhibiting G protein-coupled receptor signaling pathway
Cellular component (GO): extracellular region
Molecular function (GO): G protein-coupled receptor binding; hormone activity
Source: RefSeq, a predicted model, not a curated record